Messenger RNA from Sphaeramia orbicularis (orbiculate cardinalfish), 4223 nucleotides. RefSeq names its product zinc finger protein 501-like. The record is from RefSeq and is a predicted model, not a curated record. NCBI's taxonomy places the organism in Eukaryota, Metazoa, Chordata, Actinopteri, Kurtiformes, Apogonidae. The coding region runs from base 141 to 1463 and encodes 440 amino acids. Gene Ontology annotation, biological process: regulation of transcription by RNA polymerase II. The transcript is spliced from 2 exons. Gene Ontology annotation, molecular function: RNA polymerase II cis-regulatory region sequence-specific DNA binding; DNA-binding transcription factor activity, RNA polymerase II-specific. Gene Ontology annotation, cellular component: PcG protein complex; transcription regulator complex; chromatin.
CUGCUCCACAGUCACUAACCUAUCGAGUUGAAGCGUGUUUGGAAGUUUGGAAGCUUCACUGUCUGAGAAAGAAGCCGGAGGUGGAUUUUAAGUGAAACCUAAAAGUUGUAUCAGACGAAGAUCACCUGAUUCCAGCAAAUAUGGAUGGAAAACUCACUUGUGACCAGUGUGGGAAGACUUACACCCGCAUGCAUCAGCUUAAGAAACACCUACGCAUCCACCCUGGAGAAAGACCAUAUGAGUGUGAACAGUAUGGGAAGACUUUCACCCAAGUAGCAACCCUUAGGACACACCUGCGCAUCCACAGCAGAGAAAGACCAUAUUCAUGUGAGGAGUGUGGAAAGGCUUUCACCACCAAUAGUGACUUUAAGACCCACCUACGCAUCCACAGUGGAGAAAGACCAUAUGACUGUGAACAGUGUGGGAAAACUUUCGCCCAGAUGAGUGGCCUUAAAGUACACAUACGCAUACACAGUGGUCAAAGACCAUAUCACUGUGAACAGUGUAGAAGAACUUUCACCCAGAUGAGUAACCUUAAGUCACAUCUACGUGUCCACAGUGGAGAAAGACCAUAUGACUGUGAACAGUGUGGAAAGGCUUUCACCACCAAUAGUGACUUUAAGAAACACCUACGCAUCCACAGUGGAGAAAGACCUUAUGACUGUGAACAGUGUGGGAAGACUUUCACCCUCAUGCAUCACUUUAAGACCCACCUACGCAUCCACAGUGGAGAAAGACCAUAUGACUGUAAACAGUGUGGGAAAACUUUCGCCCAGAUGAGUGGCCUUAAAGUACACAUACGCAUACACAGUGGUCAAAGACCAUAUCACUGUGAACAGUGUAGAAAAACCUUCACCCAGAUGAGUAACCUUAAGUCACACCUACGUGUCCACAGUGGAGAAAGACCGUAUGACUGUGAACAGUGUGGGAAAACAUUUACCCACAAUCGUAGCCUUAAGACACACCUACGCUUCCACAGUGGAGAAAGACCAUAUUACUGUGAACAGUGUGGGAAAACUUUCACCCGCAUGAGCAGUCUUAACAUACACAUACGUGUCCACAACGGACAAAGACCAUAUUACUGUGAACAAUGUGGGAAGACAUUCGCCCACAAUAAUAGCCUUAAGACACACCUACGCUUCCACAGUGGAGAAAGACCAUAUGACUGUGACCAGUGUGGGAAAACUUUCACUGAGAGGAGCAACCUUAAGAGACACCUACGCAUCCACAGAGGAGAAACACACCAAAACAGUUUGAGUGUUACAAAUGUGAACAAAGAUUCUUGCCACACUCUUCUCUCUCCUACCAUCAACACAGAUGUGAAUCACCAUCUGGACCAAACAGUACCUCAGCAUCAGAUGACAACAAGAAACGCAGUGUCUAAACCAGCAGCACUGACUUCUUCUGACAAGAACAUCACACUUAAAAACCUCCAGAUCUGGCUCCAUAGAGUCCAGAUGUAAGGCACACCUAUGCACCCACAGAGGAGAAAAACCAUAAGAUCGUGACCGGUGUGGGAAGGCUUUCAGAGAGAGAGAGAUAGAUAGAUACUUUAUUAAUCCCGAGGGAAAUUCAAGUAUUCAGCAGCUUUGCAUACAGUACAUUACAAAAAACAGACAGACCCCCACAAAACAAACGUAAAAACAGUGGGUUUAUAACCAGGUUGACAUUAAGGUUAGUAUAUAUACUUUAAAAUACUCUUGCUAAAGAACUACCUCUAAAAGAGCUUCAGAAUCAGAAUGGCCUUUACUGUCAUUUGACAGCACAGAGUACAUCAAACAAAAUUAAGAUCGAUGAUUAGGGACAUCGAGCCACUGCAAGUUCAGUCGCGCCACCACAGAACCCUUUUCUUCAAAAUUUGCAGUGAAAAACAGAGGAUAACGCAAGCACGAACAUAAGACAGGUCUCACACACUAUCCCCCAACUGCGUCACCACCCAUUGUAAUUCCUUCACGUUGUCACUCACCGCUCUAAAGUGCUCCUUAAUUUCGACCGACAGCAGCGGGGUCUCUUUGUGUGCUGCUGUCUUUCCAAUUUUGCGAUAGACCAGGGCAACUCCAAGACCAAUUAGAAGGUGUUCCGCUAUCAUAAAUCCAAAUAAGUAGAUGUCUUUGAUAUCCACUGACAGACGCACCACCCUCCACUUGUCCCAAGCGUCAAUGGUGUAUCCAGCUGCAAAAGUUCUGUGAGGGCAGGCGGGCUCCCCAGGGCCCAUCUUCCUGGGUGAAAAAAUCUUGUCAAUUGAGCUGAAUGACCAGUUGAUCAGUUCCAUAUUUGCUGUUCGAGAGCUCAGCAAGCAGGGGAUCCAAAAGUUAAAGUAAGUCAGAUGAGACAACUGCAAGGGCAAAUCAGUAGGAAGCAGAGUGGGGGAGGAAGAAACAGCAGGACAGCUCAGAAAACACGUCUGCUCUCUUUGAAGGACAGUCAGAAAGACUUCUGAUUGUAUUUACACAUUUCAGGGCAGUGAUAGAAAGUGAAACAGUGAUUGAAGUGAUCUACAGUGGUCUGAAAAGUAGGUGUAGUCCAACUACAGAAGGUGCUUUGGUGUUUUCCAGUGUCUUUGUAUCAGUCCUAAUGUGGUCCUGACAGAGACCCGGACCCCCCCCGACCACUCAGUGAUCAGUUGUCCAGUCUGAUGUCCAGGAGGAUGACAGAGUUCCUGAGCCUGUUAGUGGAGCAGGUCAGAGACGGCAGCCUGGAGCUGAACACACUCCUCUGUCUGAUCCCAGUCCUGUGCAGAGGAUGCUGGGGGUUGUCCAGGAUGGACACGAUCUUCUCCAGGUUCCUUCUCUCUGCUACUGACACCAGGGAGACUAGCUCUGUGCCCACCACUGAGCCAGCUCUCCUCACCUUGUCUGAGCCUUGUCUGCAUGAUGUUCUCACUGUCACGUUCACCACAAGAACUAGAUGUACCCAUGUGAUAAGUGCACCAAGAUCCUCUGGUCGUCCAACUUCAAGUGUCACCAACAGACUCAUACUGGACAGAAACCUUACCAGUGCAGAUUUUGUGACAGAUCUUUUAUCACAGGUUCAUAAUGUACCAAAGAAAAAUGUGCCAAAACUUUCCACAGAGGACACAAACUGAACAUACUGCUACUUAUUGACUUUGUGGACAUUUAAUCAGUCACUUGUUGUUGUGAUUCUGUUGCUGGUUGGGGUUCUCACCUGUUCAUUGUUCACAAAUGAAACCAGCUACUCCUGUAACAAUUUUCCACAAUUGUUCUGUGCAGUUUAAGUUCAAGAAAGGCAACACCGCCACAGUUAUAAAAUGAGAGAAAGCAAAGUAUUGCAGACCGCCUUUCUUUUUUCCAAAUGUUACUUUUUAUUAUGUGUAUUCAACAUGCUGUGGUGAGAUUUUUAUACUACUUUUUCCAAAAUUACACUUUUAUUGCAUGUAGAGUUUAGGACUUUGAGAUUUUAGGCAUUUGAUUCGUUACCACGAAAUUAGUGUUUUUGGGGGGGGGUUUUUUGUUUUUGUUUUUUUGAUGAUUUUACUUGGAACUGGAUAAUGAAAAUUACAGAAAGUAAAGAAAUUUAUACCUACUUUAAGGUACCUUUUCCAAAAUGUUUGUAAAUUAUAGAUAACUAUGUGAACUUUGCAUGUCUUUUUCUUUGAUCCAUUACUGACAACUCUCUUACUUGCACUAAAUAUUCUAAUAAUCCAUCCUGAGCACAUGGUUCCAUAACAUUGAAGUUUACCAAGUGUACACAAAUAUGAAUUAACAUCAACUUAUGUAUUGAUGAAGAACAGGGUGGGUCAGAAUUACUAAAAUGUAUUCCCUUUUUUUGAAUUUAUUAGGUGUGUGGAACAAACAUUGGGCGCAUGUCCAACAGAAAUUUUGGUUCCACUGAAUUAUCUAGAAUUUUUUUAAUCCAGUUUCCUUCAAAUCAUCCUCACAAGAAUACCUAUGUGAUUUCAUGGCCUAUAGAUACCUGUAGGAAGUAGUGGUUUUCUUCUGCUGCCAUGCAGAGUGGUGGCUUCCUCACACUCCUACCAAAUGAGGUAGAGAAUUGGGUGGAGGCUUCUGUGUCUGACUUUAUCUGAUGGACUGAAUGUUUGAGUUCCCUCCUGAGGAGAUGAGCAGUGAGACUGAAGUUCCAGCAGAGUGCACAAACUGUCAUCUUUUGUUAACAAUGAGAAAAGAAUAACAUUAAGGUACUCAAUUUGACCUUUUUCUUGUAUUAGCUAUGUUGUAUAUAAUAAAGUUGUAACUGGAAACUUA